AUGAGUUUCAAGAAUAUCCUGGUCGCAAGUGCCUUUGCACUUUGCGCUUUCGCAGCACCUAUUCCCGACUGCGAUGACGGCGCCCCGGCAGCUCCCCCAGCAGAUGUCCCAACCACCGAGGCGAGCCUGACUGCAGCCAACCUGAUCGCCAUCGCCCCCACCACUGCGUCCUGCGAUGGUGCACCAUUUGCCGACGAGUGCGCAGAUGCAACAGCAGCCGCCACUGCUAUCACCAAGGUCUUUGAGACCUACAAGAUCACAUCCAAGGGCGAGAGGGCCGCGAUCGUCGCGUAUGAGCUCUUUGAGAGCGGAAACUUCAAGUACAAGAGGAACCACUUUCCUGCGCCAGGUAGACCAGGUCAGGGAACACGAAUGAUGGCCAUGCCAGAUAUUGUCGAAAAGUACGCAACCGCUGUUGCUGGUGCAGACGCCGUCGCAACAGCAAAGGCCACAGGAGUCGACGCCGUUCUCGACCUGGUCAACUCUGACGACGAGAAAAGCUUUGGUUCGGCGGCCUGGUACGUUACUACGUGCAGUGCGGAUGUCCGAGCCGGUCUUGACGCGGCCACCAUCGAGGGCUGGCACGCUUUCUUGACGAAUUGUGUCAACACUUCGCUUGCUGAUGAGCGUGACACUCUGUGGACUGCUACCACGCCCAACGUCCCGUGA
Molecule: messenger RNA, 669 nt
Organism: Alternaria rosae
Lineage: Eukaryota; Fungi; Ascomycota; Dothideomycetes; Pleosporales; Pleosporaceae
Exons: 2
Coding region: 1-669 (222 amino acids)
Source: RefSeq, a predicted model, not a curated record